AUGCCUCAAGAUAUACUGAAGCAAGCACGUGCGACAUUUUCUGAAGCCACCAAAGUUGAACAGCUAGAUUCGCACACUUACAAAAUCAACCUCCACAGCGACUAUUGCGUCGUCCCCAACGGAGGCUACACAGCAUCAUGCAUGCUCGUUGCGGCCAACAGACACCUCGCUUCACGUGGACAGCCCGACACAUUCACAGCCCACUUUGAGUAUCCCAAUCGAACAUCGUCUGGGCCUGCCGUUAUCGUGAUCGAUGAAGUGAAGCUAGGCCGGACGCUUUCGACCUUGCACCUUACCCUCUGGCAAGGCGACCUGCUCGCCAAUGCACCCUGGGUCAACACGUCGGCUUCUCGCCGCACCGUGCUCGGCUACACAACCCAUACCAACUUGAGUACCUUCACAGGCAUAUCGAUGCCCACGGGAUAUGAGGGGACUCCAGCCGCUUCACUGCCUCCAGUCCCUGAGUUCGCGGCUCUCAAGGCAACCGGCUCGGACCGUGUAUGGGAACAGAGCAAAUGGCCCGGGGUGUUGAAGACUUCAGCAUCCAACGGAAACUGGAGGUUUUUCUUGCCUCGCCAGGGGCCCUUGAGUCCCGGCGUACUGGACAUGUGGGUGUGCCUGGCGAAUGGGGAGAACAUCACGCAGAGCACUUUGCCAUACGCAGCAGAUGCGUUCCCACACAGUCUUCACACAUUCCUGACCACGCCCAAAAUGCGCGGGCUGUUGGAACCGCCGCCGCCGGACAAAGUGGAGGAUGCGGCAACAAGGGGGGCGCGAGAAGAAGUGGCUCGGAGGAAUAGACAACGCGGAAGCAUGUGGUUCCCGACGGUGCUGCUGAACCUGGAGGCGAAAACGAGGCUACCGAAGGAGGGCGUCGAAUGGCUGGCGGUAAGGGUAACGGCGAAGCAAAUAAAGGACGGCAGGUUUGAUCUCGACGUUGUGAUGAGAGAUGCUGACGGUGAGUUGGUGGCGUUGAGUCAACAAGUUGCUCUCAUGGUGAGCUGGGAACGGAAUGUUGGCAAGAAACGCAAGGAGGCAGCGCUGUAG
Metarhizium brunneum ARSEF 3297 is the source of this 1047-nucleotide messenger RNA. RefSeq lists its product as uncharacterized. The record is from RefSeq and is a predicted model, not a curated record. Lineage: Eukaryota; Fungi; Ascomycota; Sordariomycetes; Hypocreales; Clavicipitaceae.